UUUGUUUUUAUUUUCUUUUCACAAGUCACCGAAAAAUAAAGGCUAACCAUUUUUAGAUCAGAAAAACAAUUUGCUUUGUACUCAAGAAACUUUCCAACAAAUUUCCAUGGAGAAAAGGAUUCAUAUUGCAGUUGUUGCAGGUGUUGGAUACAGCCACUUGGUACCUAUUCUUCAAUUCUCCAAACUACUUGUUCACCUUCAUCCUUACUUUCAUGUCACAUGUUUCAUUCCUACACUUGGAUCUCCACCAACUGCCUCUAAAACUAUCCUUCAAACUCUUCCAUCAAACAUCAUCUGUACUUUUCUCCCACCAGUGGAUCCUAAGGACCUAUUACUCCCACAAGGGUCUGCUUUAGCAUUACAACUUCAGCUCACAGUGAAUCAUUCAUUGUCAUCUAUACAUCAGGCUUUGAAAUCGUUAACUUUAACGACACGCUUUGUUGCCUUGGUGGUUGAUUCGUUUGCAUCCGAAGCACUAAAUUUGGCUAAGGAAUUCAAUAUGUUGUCCUAUGUUUACUUUCCUUCUUCAGUCACUGCUUUGUCCUCGUACUUCAAUUUUCUCAAAUUGGAUAAGGAAACAUCAUGUGAGUAUCGAGAUCUGCCAGAUGCUAUUCAAAUACCAGGUUGUGUGCCGAUUCAUGGUCGCGAUCUAGUUGAUCAAGCUCAAGAUAGAUCAAGUCAGUCUUACAAACUCUUACUCCGACGCAUUGGAAGAUUCCGUCUUUUUGAUGGUGUUAUUGUUAAUAGCUUCUUAGAAAUGGAAAAAGGUCCUAUAGAAGCAAUGACAGAAGAAGGAAGUGGAAACCCUCCUCUGUAUGCUGUUGGACCCAUUAUACAAAUGCAAACAAAGUAUGGUGAUGAUGCUAAUAGGUUGAAAUGUCUGUCAUCAUGGUUGAAUAAACAACAACCUUGUUCAGUUUUAUAUGUGUCUUUUGGGAGUGGUGGCACACUUUCACAAGAACAAAUUUAUGAAUUAGCUUUGGGUUUGGAAUUGAGUGAUCAUAGAUUCUUAUGGGUUGUAAGAUCACCAAGUAGUGCAGCCAAUGGUGCAUAUCUUUCAGCACAAAAUGAAGUUGAUCCUUUGAAGUUUCUACCAUCUGGAUUUUUGGAGAGGACCAAGGAAAAAGGUUUGGUCAUUCCAUCAUGGGCACCCCAGAUUCAAAUCCUGAGUCAUAGUUCAAUUGGUGGGUUCUUGACUCACUGUGGUUGGAAUUCAACCCUUGAGAGUGUGGUGCAUGGUGUGCCACUAAUCACAUGGCCUCUUUUUGCUGAGCAGAGAACGAAUGCGGCUUUUCUUAGUGAAGGCCUCAAAGUGGGACUGAGGCCAAAACUUAAUAAGAAUGGUAUUGUGGAAAAAGAUCAAAUUGCUAUACUGAUUAAGUGUCUCAUGGAAGGGGAAGAAGGCCAGGAAAUGCGCAAUAGAGUGAAAGGAUUGAAAGAAGCUGCUAAUAGUGCACUUAAAGAAGAUGGGUCUUCUACCAAGACUCUUUCUCAAUUAGCACUCAAGUGGAGAAAUUUGGUAUAGAUAAACAUGUUUUAUUUCACAGUUUACUCUAGUUUAUCUUAUCUUUUAUAUGUGUUGUGCACCCAUUAUGAGACCCCCUAUUGUGGCAAUAUGUAUCCUGUCUCACAAGGUUGGACAAACAUCAACCUUGUUCAGUUUUGUAUGUGUCUUUUGGGAGUGGUGGUACACUUUCACAAGAACAAAAUAGGAACUCCUGUCACCUAAACCAACAAAAUAUAGAGAAUCUACACUACAGUGUUCCAAUUAGUGCUGUCAGUUUUAAGAUUCAUGAAAACAACACACAUUGCAACUUAGAGAAUUACACAAUGAAACAUGGUAGAAAGCCUGCUGAUUCUCCAAUACUAUAAUUGAAAUCUCUUUUUCAUCUGAUUUUCUAUAACAACUCUCUUGGCUAGUAUGAGAAGGUUAGGUCCAUUUAUUGACUGCAUAAUAUUGUUCAUGCAACACUAAAAAUCAAUAUAUACCAUAGUUGUUUAAAUUUAAUUUAUCUACAAAGUGGUUUUGGUCGAAAUAAUUUCCUCUACUUUCAGCUACAUAUAGAGGUAAUAUGAAUAAAGGAAAUGUUCAUUAUUGAAUGUAAAUAGUUUGUACAAGCUACAUUUACAAAAGAUCUAAGCUCCAUGUGCAAGUAGCUUAUAGAACACAUCCAACUAACUCUAACCACUAGAAACAAGUUAGUUACAAGCAUAACAAACUUAACUAGCUUGUAUAGGUGUAGGCUGAUUCUAGUUAUUCGAAGUAGCUUCAAUGGCCUCACAUGUGGGUGGAGGAUUGUUCACGCAGGAACAUGAUUGUACCUCACCGGAAGGUUCUUGCCCUGUAUAGAACAUGUAGAAGACCAAAAAUUGAUUUCAUAAUCAAGACAAGACAACACCAAAACACAAAAAACCUCACCUUCAUAUAUUGUUGAGUUGUUGCUACUUGGAAAGAGAUGGACAUUGGAAGAACAUGUCUUCCAUUGGCGAGCAACAACAUGAUCAUGAAAUUAUGGCUGUAAUUACAUGUCAAUGAAGCCCCCCAAAAAAUUUAUAAUUGAGAUUAUGGUGGUAGGGGUGACAUAUCAAUGUGUGAUUGUGGUUGUAAUUGAUAACUAGACUCCAUUUCAUUAGUCUAUUUUCCCACGCUAUUUGUGAACAAACAUUUCGGCCCAUAAUGUCUAAGACCACCCUGUCUAUCCAUAACUCCAAACAAAAAAAACAAAACCACAUAAAGUUGCAACCAUGAAAAGAAAAAUUGAAACACAGUCUGCCGGGAAGAUCCUUCUGAUAACUAUGUAAAUGAGAUAAUAUCAUCAUGUCAGAAGAGGGCCGGCUCAAGGGUCAAGCCACUAGGGCCAGGGCUUUAGGCCUCAAACAUUUGGUUUUAAAAGAAGGUCGCAAUUUUUUUUAUUUUGUUAUAAUAAUAUAUAAUGACAUAUUAAACACAUAAAUUAUCAUAGUUGAGUUGUUAAAAUUUAGGUUUCUUUUUCUUUUGGUCUUGAGUUCAACUCUUAACAAUUACAAAAUUAUUAUUUUAAAUGACUCAUUUUAAAAUUUUCUUUAGGCAUCCAAACGAGUUGGGUCGGUCCUGGUCAGAAGAGUCUUUUUAGUGAGAUGGAAACAUAAAAAAAAAAAUAAGGAAUAAAAACAUGAAUAAAUAGAUAUUAACACAUAUAUGAUAAUGAUAAGUCAUAAGCACAAAUAGAGUGAAUUUUUGGUAGUUGUUUUAAGGGAAGAAAAAAAGAUUUGAGUAGGAUUUUGAGAGUUUGAUGUUUUUAGUAUUUUGGAGUUUUUUUUUUGGUGCAAAAUGGAAAGGAGGAAGAUUAAAUGAUUCUAUAAGUCAUAUCAUAUCAGAAGGAUCAAUAAAAAAAAUUUGUCUCAAAAGAUCAUUUUAGUAAUGGUUAAAACUAACAUUCAAAGGGCCUGGCCUCUUAGCAUGUAUAGGUGGAUUGAGAAAUUUCCUUUAUUUUAAGGUUCUAUAAUAUUUUUAAAAUUUUGGUAUUCAUCUAUUAGUCUAUUUAAAAGUAUUUUUAAAAUUAUGAUAUGAUAUAUAAGUAUAUUUAAAGGUCUAUGGUAGAACCAAGAAUAAGAAACGAUAUAGGGAUGAGAUCUUUCGGUACAGUGGUGAGUGCUUUUAGCAUGGUGGAGUGGAAUGUAUCUGAAAGUUUAUCACUCCAACGCCUAAGUUAUUGAAGUUUUUGAAAAUUAGUUUAGAGUGAGAGUGAAAAAACACCUAUAACUGGCGUGUUAAACUUCAAUAGAUUUAACGAUGAGAGCGGUUGUCGCUGAAACUGGUGCAUUAUGUAGAUCGUCGUUCGAUUAGAUUUAACGAUGAGAGAUCGGUCAGAGGUUGGGAUCACAU
This is a messenger RNA of Vicia villosa (hairy vetch), 3865 nucleotides long. RefSeq names its product hydroquinone glucosyltransferase-like. The record is from RefSeq and is a predicted model, not a curated record. The transcript has a single exon. The coding region runs from base 107 to 1525 and encodes 472 amino acids. Gene Ontology annotation, molecular function: UDP-glycosyltransferase activity. NCBI's taxonomy places the organism in Eukaryota, Viridiplantae, Streptophyta, Magnoliopsida, Fabales, Fabaceae.